This is a messenger RNA of Misgurnus anguillicaudatus (oriental weatherfish), 1986 nucleotides long. RefSeq names its product CCN family member 1. Gene Ontology annotation, cellular component: extracellular region. The record is from RefSeq and is a predicted model, not a curated record. Gene Ontology annotation, biological process: positive regulation of cell migration; cell adhesion; positive regulation of cell differentiation. Lineage: Eukaryota; Metazoa; Chordata; Actinopteri; Cypriniformes; Cobitidae. Gene Ontology annotation, molecular function: heparin binding; integrin binding.
GAAAACAAGUAAUGGAAAUGUGUCUGUUUGGAUCUGUACAGUUUAUUUGUGCUUCACUUUUAAUAAAACUCUUUGACUGGAUUUAAACUGAUUUAUUAUGAAGAUGAGGACUUUAUUGUGUCUGAUGAUGUUUUUAAUGAUCAGCUUCAUCUCGGUGAAAGGAAGGUGUCCCGGGGUGUGCGAAUGCCCGGCAGAGCGACCUGUGUGCCCACCGGGCGUAAGUACUGUGCCUGAUGGGUGCGGCUGUUGUAAGGUGUGUGCCGCUCAGCUGAACGAUGACUGUCAUGAAGGACGGCCCUGUGACCAUCACAAGGGUCUUGAGUGUAACUAUGGAAACGAUGUGGCGAGUAUCCAUGGAAUCUGCAGGGCUAAACUUGAAGGGCGCUCGUGUGAAUACAACGGACGGAUGUAUCAGAACGGACAGAGUUUCCGUGCCGGUUGCAAACAUCAGUGCAUCUGUAUCGACGGAGCUGUCGGCUGUUCGCCCCUUUGCCCCACUGAUAUUCCUCUGGCCACGCCCUCCUGCCCCGCCCCCCGACUGGUCAAAGUGCCCGGUCAAUGCUGCCUCAGCGUGGACUGCCACAGCAAGUCCUCGGUCCUGCCACCCGUCUUCAGACGACCACAACCUCCUCCCUACCUGUUCCCAGACCUGCACAAGUUCAAGAAGCCCGGGCCGAAACCACACCCCUACAAACCCAAAUACUCCCUGAGCAAUGAACUGACAGAGGUGGACAAAAAAUGGGAAAAACCACGGAGUCGAAAGCACCUGCCAGCAUGGAAGCAAGCUGGGCGUCAAUGUGUCACCCAGACCACUAGCUGGACACCUUGUUCUCGCAGCUGUGGGAUGGGGGUGUCCUCUCGGGUCACCAACGACAACGCUCAGUGCAAACUGGUGAAGGAAUCCCGACUCUGCAACAUUCGGCCCUGCAGUUCUGUCGCUGUGCCCAUAAAGAAAGGGAAGAAAUGUUCUCGUACCCAGAAGUCUCCUGAACCUCUGCGUCUUCAUUACGCCGGUUGCCGCAGCGCUCACCUUUAUCAGCCCAACUACUGCGGUAUGUGCUUGGACGGGCGAUGCUGCUCUCCACGCCGCACACGAACGGCCCCCGUGCUCUUCACGUGCCACGGCGGCGAGCGCUUCGAGAGGGCCGUCAUGUUCGUGCAGUCCUGCAAAUGCAACGACGAAUGCGGGCACCUGAACGACGCAGCCCUGCCCCCUCAGCGCUGGCUGUACGGCGACAUGCACAAGUUCAUCGAUUAGGAUUUGUUUUUGUGAAGACCCCUGCCCUGCCCCAUCCCAGCAGACCCCCGAUAGAGUAGCGUUUCUAACUGCAACCGAUUAGACGCUAGAUCAUGCAGGGCCUUCGUCGCACCUCAAAUCCACACGGAAAAGGCCAAGUUUGGUUUCUGAAUCCUUUUACCAAGAGUGGAUUGGAGCUUUAGAAUAUAGACAUUUUAAUGAGGGUCCUGGCGGACAUCACCGAAAGGUUGUGAAUAUAUAGAUAGGAGUUUUAUGAUUGUCUAGCCCUCACCAUUAAACAGUGAUGCAUUCUGGGGCAUCUGCACAGGUGGACGCAUCGUGGACAUCAAUCAUCACACUCAUUGGAGGAACAUUAGCAAAAAAGGAUUGUCAACGUAGCGGGACCAAACCCAAGUCCUUACACGGGCCGGUGUUUUUUCGGUAAUUUCUUUAAUCUGCCAAAUACAGUUGAUUUGGUUCGGUUGAAUUUGGACAUUCGACACAUUGAGAUGUCUUUCUUGACUAAAGGGACUUAAAGGGACUGUUUUAAGAUGUAAAAUAAAUCUUUGGUGUCCCCAGUAUGUGAAGUUUUAGCUCAAAAUAUCAUAUAGAUAAUUUAUUAUGACAUGUUAAAAUUGCCACUUUGUAGGUGUGAACAAAAAUGUGCUGUUUUUGGGUGUUUUCUUUAAAUGCAAUGAGUUGAUAAUGCAAACACUGAUCACCAUAAUGGUGGUUUGUUGAAAUUGAAA